CUUCAAAUCUAAUCCACAAAACCAUUCACACAAUCUCAUCUCUAUCUCUCUCUCUCUCUUCCUUUUUCUCAUUAACGUUUCUUUAAAAGAAAUGGAAGAUUACGAGCGAAACUCAAACUCUCCAACUCAUGAAGAAGAUUCUGAUGUACGGAAAGGUCCAUGGACCGAGGAUGAAGAUGCAAUCCUAGUCAACUUCGUGUCUAUCCAUGGUGAUGCUCGUUGGAACCACAUCGCUCGUUCCUCUGGGCUAAAGAGAACUGGUAAGAGUUGCAGAUUAAGAUGGCUUAAUUACUUACGUCCAGAUGUUAGAAGAGGCAACAUCACUCUCGAAGAACAAUUUAUGAUCCUCAAACUCCAUUCUCUUUGGGGCAAUAGGUGGUCGAAGAUUGCACAGUAUUUACCGGGAAGAACGGAUAAUGAAAUAAAGAAUUAUUGGAGAACCCGAGUCCAAAAACAAGCUAAACACUUAAGAUGCGAUGUUAAUAGUAAUCUUUUCAAGGAGACAAUGAGAAAUGUUUGGAUGCCGAGAUUAGUGGAAAGAAUUAAUGCCCAAUCAUCACCCACCACGUGUAAUCCAGUGGAGUCAAUGGUCACCACCGACCCAGGUCAACCUAUUAGAGAACCGAUUCCGCUCGAACCGGGUUUCGUUCAAUUCAACCAGCAAUUUGUACCGGCAUCGGAAUUAUCCGCAACGUCUUCGAAUUCGCCGGCUGAGACGUUAUCGGACGUUCAAGGUGGGGUGGUGAACGGGUCGGGUUAUGACCCGGCGGGUCAAACGGGUUUUGGAGAGUUCAACGAUUGGGGCUGUGUUGGUGGGGACAACAUAUGGACCGAUGAGGAGAGUUUUUGGUUCUUGCAGGACCAGUUCUGCCCUGAAACGACAUCGUAUUCGUAUAAUUAAGGAAAUAUACGAUUACGAUACGU
Arabidopsis arenosa is the source of this 924-nucleotide messenger RNA. The record is from the annotation of a GenBank genome assembly. Lineage: Eukaryota; Viridiplantae; Streptophyta; Magnoliopsida; Brassicales; Brassicaceae.